CUUGAAAGCGGUGACGUCACGGGUUCCACGUUGGCCGGACGUGGCAGAGUCUCCUGGUGCAGCAACCGCGACGCUUUGUCCGGGGCUUUAACAUCCACUUUUUACCCAAACUGUCACACACCACACUCCAUUCAUGGGGCUGACGUUGUCGUCAGUCUUCGGACGACUUUUUGGCAAGAAACAAAUGAGGAUUUUGAUGGUCGGGCUGGAUGCUGCUGGGAAAACCACCAUCUUAUACAAACUGAAGCUCGGCGAAAUUGUAACAACCAUCCCCACUAUUGGUUUCAACGUGGAGACAGUAGAGUAUAAGAACAUCAGUUUCACAGUGUGGGAUGUUGGCGGUCAGGACAAGAUCAGGCCCCUGUGGAGGCAUUAUUUCCAGAACACACAGGGCCUCAUCUUUGUAGUGGACAGCAAUGACCGAGAAAGAGUGAAUGAGGCUGCAGAUGAGCUCUCAAAGAUGUUGCAGGAGCAGGAGUUGAGAGAUGCCGUUCUGCUGGUCUUUGCCAACAAACAGGACCUCCCCAACGCCCUAACAGUCACCGAGCUCACAGACAAACUGGGUCUCAAUUCCCUCCGCAGCAAAGCUUGGCACGUUGAGUCCACCUGCGCCACCCAAGGCACCGGGCUGUAUGAAGGACUGGACUGGCUUUCCACAGAGCUGUCCAAGUAGAUGGACCGGACGGAUGAAAGAGUGACCUUUUCACGGACAUUCAAUCGGGAAACAUUUGGUCUUCCAGCAGCAGACAAUGCUGCAGACUAGUAGGAGGAUGUUUUUUGAUUGGGGUGGUUAAGUCCCCAACUUGUAUCUUGAAGCCUUUUCCAUAUUAUCUUUGUUUAGUUUGCUUAUUCUUAUUACCUUUGCAUUCCAUUCUAAGACCAGCAAUCCUUUUGAACACAAUGCAACUGAAUUCUUGAUGGUCGUGUGGCCUAACAUUCAGUGAACCAUGUUGCCUGCCACUAAAUGAAUCCACAAAGGAA
Nerophis ophidion (straightnose pipefish) is the source of this 981-nucleotide messenger RNA. It is a transcript of the gene arf5, whose product is annotated as ADP-ribosylation factor 5. Gene Ontology annotation, cellular component: cytoplasm; plasma membrane. The coding region runs from base 134 to 673 and encodes 179 amino acids. The record is from RefSeq and is a predicted model, not a curated record. The transcript is spliced from 6 exons. Gene Ontology annotation, molecular function: GTPase activity; GTP binding. Lineage: Eukaryota; Metazoa; Chordata; Actinopteri; Syngnathiformes; Syngnathidae. Gene Ontology annotation, biological process: intracellular protein transport; vesicle-mediated transport.